AUGAAUCUCCAAACCACUACCCAGCUCAUUGCACUCCUAUCCAUGUCAUCAGCAGCUACUGCAACCUACAGCUAUAAUUGUUAUGGUCAAGAUAUUUUGAGGGAUGACAUUCAACGUAGCCUCAAUGGAUUGGUAAAUUCAGGUUCAAAUCAUCAGAAAACAGCCAUAGAAAAAUUUUACUGUGGAGAAAAUAAGACUUGCUAUGUUUCUCACAUUACUCUAAGUAACUACAAAAAUGCAAACGGAUCCAUCUCUCCAUAUUAUUUGCUUGUGGAUGACAAUAACAAAUUUUUAAGUGUUGUAAUGUAUUAUGUGAAAAGCUACUAUGAAUGUGAGCAAAGCUGA
Molecule: messenger RNA, 345 nt
Organism: Blumeria graminis f. sp. triticale
Lineage: Eukaryota; Fungi; Ascomycota; Leotiomycetes; Helotiales; Erysiphaceae
Source: the annotation of a GenBank genome assembly